UGUUCUUUUCCAACCAAUUAUUGUUGUAGAUUUUUACAUUAAAAUCUAUUGGGUAGUAUACAGCUGAAAAUGGAUUCAAAUAAUACAUCAGAAAAAACUGGACUUUCCACAAAAGAGCUUGCAAUCUACAUUGGAGUGCCUGUUGCUACACUAUGUGUUGCUGGAGGAUUAUAUUAUUAUUAUACCAAAAAAACAUCCACAAGUGAAACACAAACAAAAUCUGUCAAAGGGACUGAUGGCGCACCAGUGGCUGUGGUGACGCCCCAAAUUACGUCUGGGGAAGAAACUGGUACACCACUAGAAAUAGCACAGUCGUCCAAAUCAAAAGGAAACAAAUAUUUCAAAGCAGGAAGGUUUGAACAAGCCAUAGAGUGUUAUACUAAAGCUUUGGAAUUCUGUCCAAAGGAUAAUGUUGGAGAAAUAGCAACAUUUUAUCAAAAUAGAGCUGCAGCUUAUGAGCAACUGAAAAAAUGGCAAAAUGUUGCAGACGAUACCUCAAAAGCUAUAGAGUUGAAUCCGAAAUAUACAAAAGCAUUGCUAAGAAGAGCAAGGGCACAUGAAGCGCUGGACUUAAAAAGAGAUUGUCUAGAAGAUGUCACAGCUGUUUGCUUGUUAGAAGGUUUUCAAAAUCAACCCAGUAUGAUAUUAGCAGACCGAAUACUGAAAGCAAUUGGAAAAGAAUUGGGUGCAGAAUAUUUUAAGACACGCCCACAUGUUCUACCAUCACCAGUAUUUGUGAAAUCUUACUUAGACUCUUUUAAUAAAGAUGUAUUCUCUGUUGACUUCCCCGAAAAUGAGCAGACUUCAGAAUGUACAUAUUUUAAAAUUUUAACACAUAUGAAAAAUAAAGAAUAUGAAAAUAUUGUUGACUUAUGUACACAAGAGAUAGACAAUGAUGGAAAAUAUAAAAUCUACGCUCUCCUCCUUCGUGGCACAAUGUAUACCUUAAUGUGUUAUGUUGGUAAAGCAAUGGAUGAUUUUGAUGGUGUUAUUCAAGCUGAAGAUACUAAAGGAUAUGAAAAAUUGAAGAUUGAUGCUCUCAUAAAACGAGGAAGUUUAAAAAUGCAAGAAGCCAAAGAUGCUGAAUGCUACGCAGACUUCGAUGAAGCUAUCAAAAUAGAUGCUAACAAUGCAAAUAUUUAUCACCAUAGAGGGCAGCUUUACUUCUUGACAGAAAGACUGAGCGAAGGUCAAAAAGAAUUCGAGAAAGCUAUGUCGCUUGAUCCAAACUUUGUAGCACCACGUAUUCAAUUGGGGUAUUGUUUAUGUAAAAUUGCCAUGCAAAUGAUGUCACCGUCAAUGUUGAAGGAAGCAAAUGCAGUGUUAGAAGAGACGAUCAAACAUUUUCCGAAUUGCGCAGAAGCCUGGAGUUUAUACGGACAGCUUCUCCAAGAUCAACAAGAUUUGAAUUCUGCUUCAGAGAAAUUAGAAAAAGCCAUCUCAUUGGCUCCAUACAAUCCAACCACUUAUGUCUAUAAGGCACUCCUUACGCUGCAAUGGAAACAAGAUAUAGAGGAGGCCACUAAACUUAUCAGAAAAGCGAUCGAGUUGGACGAUAAAUGCGACUUUGCUUACGAAACACUUGCAACAUUAGAAGUACAGAAAGGUAACAAUGAAGAAGCUGUCAGACUUUUCGAACGAGCGAUUGAUCUUGUUCGCACAGAAGCUGAGAUGGCUAGUACAUUCUCUUUAUUGGAGGCAGCUAAAGCGCAGAGUAAAGUGACUAAAUUAUACGGAAUAACUCUACCCAGCAUGCCCGGUAUGAUGUGAUGCAAAGCAAUACCAUAAUGUAUUGUGUGUGCAACAAAUGGAUUAGAAAUGUACGAUAUCGAAGAGUGGUUGAAGCUAUUUAGAAAUGUAUAUUGCUUUCUGCUAAAUGAGAUAGAUUUUCAUCA
Messenger RNA from Hydractinia symbiolongicarpus, 1895 nucleotides. Its product is annotated as mitochondrial import receptor subunit TOM70-like. The transcript is spliced from 13 exons. The record is from RefSeq and is a predicted model, not a curated record. The coding region runs from base 70 to 1770 and encodes 566 amino acids. Lineage: Eukaryota; Metazoa; Cnidaria; Hydrozoa; Anthoathecata; Hydractiniidae. Gene Ontology annotation, molecular function: protein binding.